AUGAGUUCCCAAAAUAGCCUGCCCAAUGCUUCCCUGAGCUCCAAUCCAGUCGCAACAAGCACCAAGUCCAGCUCGGUCCGAUCGCGUCCACGUCGCCUGGUCUCCUUCAUGGACGAUGAAGAUGACACCGCUGUCAACAAGGCCUCUCACUCAGCCUACGAUGGGUCGCAACAAUCCUCCACGGGCCUCUCGACCACUCUAUCGACAAUGGACACUGGAACCACACGAUCGCGCGGUGCCACGCCCUCCCCGCUGUCAUCGCGCGGUGCCUCGCCGUUGCCGAUGAAACACCCAUCCCGCGUCACGGAAUCCAGCCUCCGCGGUCGGAACGAGUCUACAUCGCUGGGGUGGAAUGGUGUCUCAAAAGUGUCAUCAUCACGGGGAGCCACGGAUUUCCUGGACUCUCCGUGGUCAUCACUCCAGAGUUUGGCGUCAUCGGUGUUAGGGAGCGACACGGGACGAAAUCAAUACAAUAAUGCGGCCAAAAGCCACACUCGGAGGAAGCCAUCGCGAUCAGACGUAUAUAUUCGAAGCAUUCCAAGGUCGCAGCCCUCGAACUCGGCGUGGGGCCCUUCCGCACCCUCCACCCCAGAUAUCGGUGUGGGAACUAAAGAGGAGCGCCAGGCGCUAGUGCAAGCGAAGAAACGGGAGGCGCUUCUACUGGCUGAGUGUGAUCCGAUAAUGAACCGGAGUUCUCGACACAAGCGACGGGAUUCUGGCGAUUAUCAUGACCAGCAGCCAAUUGAACCAGAGCAGGAAGAGGAGGCGUUGGCGUAUAUCCACCCUGUCGCCGCUACGGAUAGUAUUACAGGAGUGACGAUUAAAUACGGCUGCCAGGCUGCUAUAUUUCGGAAAGCAAAUGGUUUCUGGCCGAAUGACAACAUUCAAAGCAGGAAGACGGUUCUGCUUCCAGUGGACGCGUGCACUGUCAAGGGAAGACCAAUUCGACCGGCGUCAAAUGUGGAUCUCCUGAGCAACGACGCUGAAGACCCAUCUGAUAGCUCCAUUGCUCCUGCUGCGACGGAACGGCCCUCGACAGAUGACAAUCCUCCGGACUCGUGUGACGCAGAGCGCAAUCGUAUCUGGAAACACGAGUCAUGGGUACAAAUAGAGGGAUUUCCGGCCGCGAUAGAAAUUGGCCGCGUUCCUCGAAGAUCCCUUGGAUUUUUCCCUCGCACACGUCGGAAAUCUGUUUCAUAUACAGAUGCAGAGCCAGUCUCUAGCUUCUCGCAAGAUUUGACUCGAUCUCCAUCUCCAGCUGGAUCGCCCCAAGUCAGCCUUUCGCAGGGAAUACUGCCGCGGAUUCGAACCAACAAGGACAACUCCAAACCCAGUGGCGCAUAUCCUGGUCGUCCGCAGCACCGUCGUCAACGCAGCAGUCUACACCUCUCUGGAACCGGAGUCGGCUCCCUCGACCGCAGCUCGACCGCCCCCGGAUCAGCCAUGGAUGGUCUGAGCAAGUUCUUCUCGCAACACAUGCCUCUACUCGCACCCCCAACCCCUCCCCCAAACCUCCGGAGAUCUUCAUUUGGCUCCGAGUCAACCGUCGCCUCAAACGCAUCAGGCCUCGAAAACAUCGGCGGUGCCCUCGAGGGCUGGGUUCGGAAAGUCGCGGCACGCACGAAAGCUGGUAUCAACGAGUUACAGCAAGGCUCCCCGAACCAGCAAGCAGCGGACCGAGGCCGGAGCACAGGACUCUGGGGUGUAGGAGACCUGAUAGAAAUGGACGAUACCUCCGAAGGCCGCCAAUCCCCUAGUCCUUUGGGCACGCGGCGCACCGAACAGCAAAACACCUCUUCAUCCUCGUCAUACCGAGCAACCACCACAUCUGCAUCCGCGACGAGCAGGUCUCGCGCAACGGGGCUGGGUUCGGGACCGAGUGGGUAUGGCGAUCGAGAAAAGGACGAUUGA
This is a messenger RNA of Penicillium argentinense, 1911 nucleotides long. Its product is annotated as putative LysM domain protein. The record is from RefSeq and is a predicted model, not a curated record. The transcript has a single exon. Lineage: Eukaryota; Fungi; Ascomycota; Eurotiomycetes; Eurotiales; Aspergillaceae. The coding region runs from base 1 to 1911 and encodes 636 amino acids.